Capronia coronata CBS 617.96 is the source of this 1641-nucleotide messenger RNA. RefSeq names its product glycerol kinase. NCBI's taxonomy places the organism in Eukaryota, Fungi, Ascomycota, Eurotiomycetes, Chaetothyriales, Herpotrichiellaceae. The transcript has 3 exons. Gene Ontology annotation, molecular function: glycerol kinase activity. The coding region runs from base 1 to 1641 and encodes 546 amino acids. Gene Ontology annotation, biological process: glycerol metabolic process; triglyceride metabolic process; glycerol-3-phosphate biosynthetic process. Gene Ontology annotation, cellular component: mitochondrion. The record is from RefSeq and is a predicted model, not a curated record.
AUGACCUUCGUGGGCGCGAUCGAUAACGGCACAACGAGUUCGAGGUUCUUGAUCUUCGACCCGGCAGGAAACCCAGUAGCCUCACAUCAAAUCGAGUUCAAGCAGAUACACCCAUAUUCAGGGUGGCACGAGCACGACCCGAACGAACUUGUCGCUACUGUCUCGGAAUGUAUAGAUAAAGCUUGCGGUGACUUCGAGGCCAAAGGAUAUUCACUUGCGGACAUCAAGGCUAUUGGAAUCACCAACCAGCGGGAAACGACAUGUGUGUGGGAUACCAGGACUGGCGAGCCUUUACACAACUGCAUAGUGUGGACAGACACGCGUACACAUCGCAUUGUCCAUGAACUGCGGCAGCGCGAGGGUGCCGAAAAACUCCAGAAUCUCUGCGGGCUGCCCUUGUCCACGUAUCCCUCGUCCACGAAGCUCCUGUGGCUACUCAAGCACGCGGAGAGCGUGAGGAAAGUAUACGAAGAAGGCUUUCUGGGGUUUGGCACGGUCGACACAUGGCUCGUCUACAAGCUCAAUGGUGGUGUUGAGGCGAACGUUCAUGUCACAGACCCGACAAAUGCUUCCCGGACCAUGUGGAUGAACAUCCACACCCUAAAAUACGACGAAAAACUUAUCGAUUUCUUUAGACUCGACGUCAAAACUCCCAAGUUGCACCUCCCCAAGAUCGUGCCCUCUUCCGACCCAGAGGCGUAUGGCAAGCUUGCCAGCACGAAACUGAAAGGUACCAAGAUUGCAGGAUGCCUUGGUGACCAAUCGGCCGCUCUCGUGGGCCAGUGCGGAUUCACACCUGGCCGGGCGAAGAACACCUACGGUACAGGCUGUUUCCUGCUGUACAACGUUGGUGAGAAACCUGUGAUUAGCAAGCAUGGCUUGCUGGCAACCGUGGCGUAUGAUUUCUCUUCUCAAGGCAUCAAACCAGUGUAUGCCCUGGAAGGGUCGAUCGCGGUGGCCGGUUCAUCGGUGAAAUUCCUCAUGAACAAUUUGGGUUUUUUCCGCGAUUCGCACAAGGUGUCGGAACUAGCACGUACGGUACCAGAUAACGGCGGCUGCGUGUUUGUUACAGGCUUCAGCGGCCUUUUCGCACCCUACUGGUUUGACGACGUCCAAGGCACCAUCUGGGGUCUUACCGCGUAUACGGAGCGAGGCCAUAUUGCCCGCGCGACGCUUGAAGCGACAUGCUUCCAGACAAAGGCCAUUCUCGAUGCUAUGGAGCAGGAUGCUGGUGUCAAACUCGCUGAACUCGCCGUCGAUGGCGGUAUGAGUAACAGUGAUCUGUGCAUGCAGAUUCAAUCCGACGUGGCACAAAUCCCCGUGGACCGACCACGGAUGCGCGAGACGACAGCACUGGGCGCCGCUAUUGCGGCUGGCUUUGCCGUCAAAGUGUGGGCAUCAUUUGACGAACUCAGAGAAAUCAACAGGGAAGAGCGAUUCGUCUUUAAACCCAAAAUCACACAGAAGGCCAGUGACAAAAUGUACAAGAAGUGGAACAAGGCCGUCCAGAUGUCCAAGGGCUGGACGACCGAACAAGACGACGAAGCCGAGAGUGACGCUGAAGACAACCUGGAAGAAGACGAGGGACCGCUCGAGCAGACCGUCACCGUCGAUGACUAUGGGAGGAGUAGGGAUGACUGA